Molecule: messenger RNA, 1650 nt
Organism: Agrilus planipennis (emerald ash borer)
Lineage: Eukaryota; Metazoa; Arthropoda; Insecta; Coleoptera; Buprestidae
Exons: 4
Coding region: 738-1463 (241 amino acids)
Source: RefSeq, a predicted model, not a curated record
CCACCGUACUUUCAAUAAUAUUUUUUGUAAAUUUAAAAUAAAAAUGAAGUGAUUUAGAAACCUCGGCAUUAUUCGGAUAUCCGGUGAAGAGAGGGGGUGGUAGUGCGAAUUUAAAUUUGCCAAUAAUUUACAGAGAUAAGGACUUUUAUCAGUUUAUAUAUAGCAAUUCACAGGAGGCAUCGUGGGUCAAUCAUACAAAAUUGUACUAAGAAUUUCUAAAGGUUUAAACUAAUCAGCAUAUCUUGUAUGCAUUGCUUGAGCAUGAACUGAAUAAAUGCGAAUUGUAUAAUAAGUAGUGUAAAGUGGACAUCCCUGUAAAAAAAUUCGUUGGCAUUUUUUUUAAGAUUAUUAUUAAUGUUUUAUCUAAUUCUCUUAACAUUCUUUAAAAUUCCCUUUAAUACUUUUUAGAAAAACAUAUAUCGUCUUAUUAUUAUUAUUAUUAAAUUAUUAUAACCACGACGAUCUAUGAUGUAAUAUGUUAGUAAUGUCUUAAUUCUUAUACACCAUUUUAUAUAACAAAAACAACUUCAUGUUAUGACUUAGGAAAUAGUACUUUUUAAUGUUAUUAUGUCUGAGAAACUAUCUUUUUAGAUUUUCUAUAACUUAGCAAUUUGUAAUGUGUACAGUUAUUUUGACGCUUAACAAAACGUGAGGUAACUUUUAAAUUUAGAGAAAAUUUUAAAUAAUUGUGACUGCCACCUGUACCUGUGUUGAAUUUGAACAAACAAUCUUUUACAAUGAAGGAAGAAAUUCAAAAAUCCUACGAUCGUUUUUGUACGUUUAUGGAGAAAAAUACUUUAGGAGCAGAAAUUUGUUGCUAUGGAGUUGCAUUAACAGGAUUAACCAUUGCUCUAAGAAGAGUUAGACCAUUUAGUAAAUUUAAAAAGCCUUCUGAUGUACCCAAUAGAUUUAUUAGAGAGAAAAAGGAAUUGAUAGGAACCAUACAGCGAAUAGAACCAAAUGGUGCUUUAUUAAUGUUUCAACAUAAACCUCCUUUUACAUUACCUUUUACAAGAGUAGGAAGUUUGCCUGUAAAAAUAGCAGGAAUAGAAGUCUCAGGAUUGGGCAUAAGUUGGUUACAAACCAUCGUGGCUGGUAGAGAAGUCACUUGCAUCCCCAUUAAGAAAUGCAAAAAUUUUGUUGAAUGCACAGUGACCUUGCAACAAAAAACUCUAGAUGGUAAGUUGCGAAUAAUGAAUGUUGGGGAAUCCCUAGUAGCAGUGAAUUUUGCGUCUUUAGAAAAAUCCGCUGAGAAAAUGCCUGCAGUUGAAGACCCUUUCCUUGCGAAAUAUUUUGGAAUUUUACAAUCUGCCGAAAUACGUGCCUUAAAGAAGCGUUUGGGACUAAAAUACUAUAUUAAACCUGCCAAAAAAACACUAGUUAACAUAUUGCAUAGAUUAAAUGCAUCUCUACAAAGUCAAACGCAAAGGAAAACUAAAAUUCCAAAAACAGCUGUGUUAUAGCUUUUAACAGAAAUCCAAAAAUUUAAUUUUGCUUUAUUAGUCAUUUAAAAUGUUUGUUUUGUAGCUGUAAAUAUAAAACCUGUAAGUUGCCAGUUUUUAGAUUUACUUAAGGUGCUAUUUAAAUCUUAAAGUACUUAUGUAGCAUUUAUAGCAGACAGCUUACUAAUAAAGAUACUUUUCCAAUGUU